AUGCAUCUCCUAGCCAACUCCAACAUGGCCAGAUGUGUGCUGACUGCGUCCCAUAUUCCCCCAGUAGCGAGGAUAGCCACGUGGCAGACUACCUGUGCGAGCCCUCGGAGCGGGAUAAUGUCGAGACAAGGCACUAACGCUGGUCUGCAGCAUCUCCAGCUGCUGAUGAUAGAAGGUCUUCCUGCUCAAGUCGGAGUCAUCCUUGAGAGUGGAUCUUCCCUAUGCGACUGCUUCGUCCACAACAUGCUGCCAGCGAUAAUAUCCCACACUCACUCCAGUCUAGCAGAUGUCAGAUUCAGAGCUUUCAAGAGCCUGUCCGAUAUUAUAAUGCAGCUCCUGGGAGAUGACGACACGUAUAAUGCCGAUGGGGCUUUGAGAGCUCGCCUCGCCUCGUUAUUGCGAGAACAGCUCCUGCCGUUGGUCGGAGUGUUACUAGGUGAUGAUGAGCCGACCCCUACUCUACUGCGGAGGCUAUUGGCCUUGGUCAUGCCUGAUGAGGAGAUGACACCAAUGGUGAAGUACAGACGAUGA
Molecule: messenger RNA, 531 nt
Organism: Perkinsus marinus ATCC 50983
Lineage: Eukaryota; Perkinsozoa; Perkinsida; Perkinsidae
Exons: 5
Coding region: 1-531 (176 amino acids)
Source: RefSeq, a predicted model, not a curated record